Molecule: messenger RNA, 2373 nt
Organism: Pezoporus flaviventris
Lineage: Eukaryota; Metazoa; Chordata; Aves; Psittaciformes; Psittacidae
Gene: EEFSEC
Product: eukaryotic elongation factor, selenocysteine-tRNA specific
Exons: 7
Coding region: 97-1824 (575 amino acids)
Biological process (GO): selenocysteine incorporation
Molecular function (GO): GTPase activity; translation elongation factor activity; GTP binding
Source: RefSeq, a predicted model, not a curated record
GCCCGGGGCUCAUACGGAGGCCGCGGAACGACGGCGGCGGGGCCCGCGUUGCCGCAGGGGCGCUGUUGGGACGGACCGGUCGGGUGCAGCGCAGCCAUGGCCGCCGGGCCCCGUGUGCUCAACGUGAACGUGGGGGUCCUGGGCCACAUCGACAGCGGGAAGACGGCGCUGGCGCGGGCGCUGAGCACCACCAGCUCCACCGCCGCCUUCGACCGGGCGCCGCAGAGCCGGGCGCGGGGCAUCACGCUGGACCUGGGCUUCUCCUGCCUGCGCACCGCUCUGCCGCCGCAGCUGGGCCCGGGCCCCGGCGAGCUGCAGUUCACGCUGGUCGAUUGUCCCGGGCACGCCUCCCUCAUCCGCACCAUCAUCGGCGGUGCGCAGAUUAUUGAUCUGAUGAUGCUGGUGAUCGAUGUGACAAAAGGGAUGCAGACGCAGUCAGCAGAGUGCUUGGUCAUUGGGCAGAUUGCGUGCCAGAAGAUGGUGGUAGUUCUGAACAAAAUAGAUCUCCUUCCAGAGGGGAAGAGACAAAGUGCCAUUGAGAAGAUGACAAAGAAAAUGCAGAAGACCUUGGAAAAUACCAAGUUCUGCGGAUGCCCUAUUGUUGCUGUUGCAGCAAAGCCCGGUGGACCAGAAGCUCCAGAGUCUGAGAAUCCUCUAGGUGUUUCUGAAUUAAUCGAGGUCCUGAAGUCUCAGGCUUACCUGCCAUCACGAGACCCCUCGGGACACUUCCUUAUGGCAGUUGACCACUGCUUCUCUAUCAAGGGUCAAGGCACAGUGAUGACAGGGACUAUUCUUUCUGGCUCUGUUAGCCUUGGUGACAAUGUGGAGAUUCCUGCCCUGAAGGUGACAAAGAAAGUCAAGUCCAUGCAGAUGUUCCAUACUCCUGUGACUUACGCCAUGCAGGGUGACAGAGUGGGCAUCUGCGUAACCCAGUUUGAUCCCAGGCUGCUAGAACGAGGCCUGAUCUGCACCCCAGAGUCACUUCACACCAUCCACGCUGCAAUCAUUUCCCUGAAGAAAAUCCAGUAUUUUCGAGGCGCUCUGCAGACCAAGGCCAAGUUCCAUAUCACAGUUGGCCAUGAAACCGUUAUGGGACGAGUGAUGUUUUUCAGUCCAGCCCCUGCUGACUUCAAUAAAGAAGUUCAAGAAGAUGCUUUUGAUUUUGAAAAAGAUUAUCUUUAUCAAGAGGUGUAUUUGUCCAAGGACUCAAAUUCUUCUGAGAACAAAGAGAAUGACCAGGCAGGAGAAGUCCAGCUCCCAAGACAACAGUGGGCUUUGCUAGAGUUUGAAAAACCAGUCACUUGUCCUAAACUGUGCCUUGUGAUCGGCUCCAAGCUGGAUACAGAUAUCCAUGCAAAUACCUGCAGGCUGGCCUUCCAUGGGGUGCUGCUCCAAGGCAUGGAAGACAAGAACUACACGGAGACUUUCCUGCCAAAGCUGAAAGUGUACAAGCUGAAGCACAAAGAAGGACAAGUGGAAAGGGUGAUGGAUGAUUACAGUGUGAUUGGCCGCUCCUUGUUUAAAAAGGAAACAAACAUCCAGAUUUUCGUGGGUCUGAAAGUGAAGCUGUCCACUGGAGAGGAUGGGAUAAUAGACGGUGGCUUUGGACAAAGCGGCAAGUUUAAGAUCCGAAUCCCAGAUGGGCUGAAGCCAGAAACCAAGGCUCUUCUUACCACUGCCUCCAAGAAGAAAUCUAAGGCAGGGAAGGGGGAUGCAACCAAAGAGGACGAAAGCAGCAAGAAUGACUCGGUCCAGCCCAUUACCAUCUCUCUUCUGUUUAAAAGAUACGUCUUUGACACGCAGAAGAAGAUGAUUCAGUCCUGAGAACGUAAGAGCAGCCUCUGAUCACAUGUGAAAGAUCGGACUCUGCAGGGAAUCUCAGGUGGAAUGGUUGUCUUGUUGCUUCUUCGCAGGCAGGUCUGACUGUGUGCCCCCUCCGAAACCCCUGCGGUCUGCUUCUGUUCUGUUAGAACCUGCUCGUUCUGUCACCUCUGCCAUGUGGAUCUGUAACAGGCUUUCGGAGCGCUCCCUGCCAGCCGAGCACAUCCAGGGCUCUGUUCUGAUAGCGGUGUUUGUCUGGAGAACUGAUUGGAAGCUUCUCUUGAUUUAAAAGGUUGCCACCGAUAUUAAUCUAAACCUACUGGAGAUGUGAAUUUCAUGGGACCUGCAAAGCAAAGCAGAUGGUUUAGCUUUCCUUCCCCGAGCAAAGCGGGACACAGAAAGCACACAAUAGAGUAGGUGAAAUGCAAAGUGGAUGUUUCACGUUCCUUCAGCUGCAGCUGUGUAAGAUGCUAUCUGAGAGAUGGUAUGGAUGUGUUUAAUAAAUGAUUUAUGUCUCAAUGUUUUCCAUAUUAAACAACACGAUGUAUGUAA